Triticum urartu is the source of this 4685-nucleotide messenger RNA. The record is from RefSeq and is a predicted model, not a curated record. NCBI's taxonomy places the organism in Eukaryota, Viridiplantae, Streptophyta, Magnoliopsida, Poales, Poaceae.
CCAUCAUCGCCUCCGGCAGGCAACCCCAGUCUCCCCAUCGUCACCUCCAGCUACUUCACUCCCCCACCCUCCGCCGCCGGUGCUGCGCCGCUUGCUCGCCGCCCCCUAGAGCGGGCGGGGGACCACCAGGUACACCACUCCGUCCGUGCCUGGUGUUGUCUUCCCCUCGCUCCUCUUCCGGCUCUCUGAUUCGACCCGCGCGCCGGAGCUGGGAGGGAGGAAACCAGAUGCUGUUCUGUUGCUCUCUCUCGCCCCCAGGAAUCCAAACUUAUCCGCUCCCACCAUUCCAGCAGCAGAGCAGCUCCCCGCGGAAAGUACGCAGCUCCGGCCGGCACAAGAGCAGCAAGGCCGAGCAUCAAUAUUUCAGGGCGCAAUCUUUCCGGGCGCGGGCCAGGGACCAACCUUUGCGUGCUCAAGCGCAUCCAGAUGGUGGCUACGGCCCUCCGGAGCAAGACCCUGAGGCGGAGGGGCACUCGCCAGGCUCCCCGGACGCGGAGACGCUUGCUUCCUGGUUGCGUUCUUGCGGCACCGUGGCCGAUGUUCGGCGAGUGCACGGGGUUGCUGUGCGGUCGCCAGAUGGUCCGGGGAUUUUUCUGGCUAAUAAUUUGAUCACUUCAUAUGUGAGGUUCCGUGAGAUUUCAGACGCGAGGAAGGUGUUUGAUGAAAUGCCUGACAGGACCGUUGUGUCGUGGACGGCUAUGAUGAAUGGGUAUCUGAAGUCGGGCAACUACAGUGAGGUCGUCAGGCUGUUCUUGGACAUGAUGGCCAGCGGGGAGCGAGGUAACAGCUUGAGUUUCGUUUGCUUGCUGAAGUCUUGUGGUGAGCAAUCCAAUGCUAAGCUAGGGCAGCAGGUCCAUUGUUGUGUUGUGAAAGGAGGGUGGAGCAAUGUGAUUCUGGAUAGUGCCGUUGCACACUUCUAUGCUCAGUGUGGUGAUGUUGCCAGUGCUUCAAUGAUGUUCGAUAAGAUGACCUCUCGUGAUGUCAUCUCGUGGACAACAAUGAUCACGGCUUAUGUGCAGCAUGGGCAUGGGGAUAAGGCCCUUCAGAUGUUUCCGGCGAUGAUCUCUGAGGGAUUUCACCCUAAUGAGUUCACCGUGUGCAGCAUCCUCAAAGCUUGCGCAGAAGAGAAGGCUCUAAGAUGUGGGAAGCAGCUGCAUGGUGCUCUUGUGAAGAAGUUGUUCAAAAAUGACAUCCAUGUCGGCAGUGCUCUUGUUACCAUGUAUGCCAGAAACAGGCAAGUGUCUGAUGCUCAGGCAGUGUUUGAUAUGAUGCCUAGAAGAAACACUAUUACAUGGACUUCUCUGAUCUCGGGCUAUGCGCAGAGUAGCCAGGCUGAAAAGGCUAUCAUGUUGUUUCGACAGAUGAAGACGCGACGGGUGUCUGUUAACAACCUUACCAUUGUUGGUCUUCUUAGUGCCUGUGGCUCCAUAAGAUCACUCAGUCUUGGUAAGGAACUGCAUGCACAGGUAAUAAAGAAUUCCAUUCAAGAGAAUCUUCAAAUUGGGAGUACGCUUGUUUGGUGCUACUGUAAAUGUGGAGAGUAUACAUAUGCUGCACGAAUUCUGGAAGAAAUGCCAGACCGUGAUGCUGUCUCGUGGACAGCUAUGAUUUCAGGCUACAAUAGCGUUGGUCAUAGUGCCGAAGCACUUAAGUCAUUAGAUGAUAUGUUAUGGGAUGGUGUGACUCCAAAUACCUACACUUAUUCCUCCGCUUUGAAAGCCUGUGCGAAACUAGAGGCUCUGCAAGAUGGAAGGAGGAUUCACGGUGUUGUUAACAAGACUCCUGCCUUUUCAGAUGUGUUUGUGGGAAGCUCAUUGAUCGAUAUGUACAUGAGGUGUGGAAAAGUUGACGAAGCUCGACGAGUCUUCAACGCCAUGCCAGAACACAACUUAGUAACAUGGAAAGUGAUUAUUACAGGAUUUGCUCAGAAUGGCCUCUGUGAAGAGGCUUUUAAGUAUAUGUACCUAAUGCAGCAACAAGGGCAUGAUGCUGAUGACUUUAUGCUUUCAAAAGUUCUGACAUCAUGUGGUGAUCUUCAAUGGAAGUCAGACUCCAUCUCUUUUUCUGGCUCGAAUACUGGUUCACUCAGAUAGAUUUGUACUUAUUGUGCUAAUGUUAUCAUAAAGCUGCACAUUUUACCAGCUGGACAACUAUGAACCACAUGGCAUGCACAUGUGGCUCUGCUGACCUCAGAGUGGUUAACCUGUUGGCCUAUUGUUGCAGCUCAUGCUAAAAAAAGGUGUAGUUUCCUGGUAAUAUGUGCGGAGAAUGCGUAGUUUGUGAAUAUUUUUUCAAGAAGCAUAUUUCUUUUGUCUUGGUUGAUGCUAUAUGUCAAUUUAACAUGUUUUCUAAUGUUUUUCUCACUAAAUUCUGUUCUUGUUAAUGGAAAGAAUCUAAAACCCCCAAGAUGUUACUUAGAUUCAGAAAGUUUCCAUCCACUUCAUCAGUUUGUUGCUUGAAUAGCUGAUUCUUGCUCUAAUGUUUAGCUUAUCAUAUAAUGUAAUCAGAUACAAACCCUUCUUAUUUCUGAACACUUGGGAAAGGUGAUGACAGAGAUAAUGAAACAAGAGCAAAUAAUUGAUGGAGUAAAGCCGUUGCAAUAGUUAUUCUAAUGAAAUGUCAUAUGUCAAAAGUAUUAGUAACAACCAGCCUGUUAUUAGUUAUCCAUAUACUCAUCCACAUCAGAUCCCCUGUCUGGCCACUUCUUUCCUAUUUUCUUCAUCAUCGAACAGACAAACAAACUUUAAGAACACCUUUUGUGCUUCAUCUUCUAAGACAUUGCUUGAUAUUGUUACAUUGUGAAGUAGAUUGCUAUAUGAGUUUCAUGAUGGAUACAAUUAUUGAUGAUUUCUGCAUUGAAGUCACACACUACAACUAAAAGGAGAAUGUUAGUUCCUUUUCCAGUACCGUAUGUAUUUUUGUCAUGGAAAUGCAAAUCUUAGAAUGAAUACUUAAUGCAUGCGUAAAUAGUGAAAACAUUUGUGACAGAAACACUGGAUCUCCAUAUUAAUAUAUCUGACAUGAGUACAGUGUGAAAUGCCAAUUCUGUUUGUUCUUGGCUUCACUUAUUCUGGUUUUGUCACUGCCUUGUAUUGUUUGUAGAAGUAAAAUUGCCCAUAUCAACAUCAAGUGUUUGGUUAAUGCUAUUGCAUGGUGCAUGAAUACAGAACAUGCGCCUGUGUCAUUUCUCUCUGUUUAUUUUCUGGAUGCAUGGCAGAUAAAUUGGCAAAAACAAGCACUUCCAUAUUUUUUAUGGUGGCAGCUGUUUGGCAUGACUCCCAGCUCCAAAAAAUCUAGGCGCUGGAGCUGGGGGUAUAUUAAUGGUGUUGACAUGAGCCUUCUUUAUUCAUGUUAGACUGAAAUUUGUGCUAACGGUAGUAUGGUACUUUAUUUAGCCUACAAACUCCAGGUCCUGCAAGAAACAGGGAGUUGGAAGAGCUCAUUACCUUAACUUGUCUGUGGCCCCGGAGGACAGUUCAAUUUAGUUCAGCAAACACUAGGUGUAUGCAAUUCAUGACUAACCUCUUUAAGUUUGUCUGAACUUCAUUUGGAUCAUAUAGCCUAAAGAAAUUGACACCUUUCACUUUGGGAAACCAAAACAAAACAAUUAAAGUGAUUUGAAAUAGUUGGAAUUUGAAUGACUGUAAAGUUCAGUUAAAUAUACAGAAGUGUGAUGCAGUUCUUGACUCGUACCUUUGAAGCGCCUAGAUCAUAAAUUCUGACUACAGAACAUGUGGAAGCUAACAGAUUUUGCUUUAGGAUAGACAUGAUACAUCAAUCUAAUGAAUCCGAAUAUGUAUAUUGUGCAGUUUAUAAAACCAAGUAUUGAAUUGAAUGUGAUAACCCUUUUUGCACACUGUUCUAUUGCCUUCUAUCUCAUAUUGCAUAAUUUCAGUUUUCUCCUCCAAACAAUUCUUUCAAUCGUCGCGCUGCUUGCAAUUGGUUAUAUAAUUGCUACAUUGUAUAAACAGAAGAUCUAUGUUAGCGAUAUAUUGCCUUAUACAACAGCAUGUAUGUCAUAUAUGUGCCCCACGUGAGGUCUUUCAACAUGUUUCAUCUAUCCUCAAUGAGUAUGGAUUUUCCCUACUGGAGAUUCCAUGGACACUAUAAACCUGUACUAGUCUUUGUAUUGCUUCACACAAUAACUUGCUAUGUGAAUGAACAGUUAUUUGCUGAUUAUUUUAUUUUGUCUUCUACUUCUUGAAGCCGGCCUUAGAAAGUCAGACGGAGAGUCAUGCAAAGGGCUUACAGAUGCAAAAACAUGGCAGUUACAGAAAUGGCCAAUCUGGAUGCUGCAGAGGAAAAGGUUCCAAGUAAUGUCAGCGUUGGGACUUCACCAAGGGGGCUUGCGCAUUAUUGUUAUGUCCAACACCUUGGUGUUCUUGAAUGAUCUGUUGCAUCUGAAAUUUAUUUGGUGCGUGUGAGAAAGAUUCUGAUAGAAGAAGAUGCAGUGUAACAUAAUCAUUAUAGGCAAUAACAAUACAAAAGCAUGCUUCAGUUGCGAUGUUCGUGCCAUGCAUUGUGCUGGUUCAACAGCUUUUUAUGUUGCUUAAGCAUGCUACUUAAGUACUACACUGCAGUAACAUCAUUCGUAUCUAAUGAGACACCAGUGUUGUGUAUUGAUCAACGUAAUACAUCUCAAGCGAAAGGCGCUGGCUGGAAGUAUGGAUGUUUCUGUGUUUUUU